This is a messenger RNA of Drosophila serrata, 4211 nucleotides long. It is a transcript of the gene X11L, whose product is annotated as amyloid-beta A4 precursor protein-binding family A member X11L. The record is from RefSeq and is a predicted model, not a curated record. Gene Ontology annotation, cellular component: cytoplasm; dendritic spine; plasma membrane. NCBI's taxonomy places the organism in Eukaryota, Metazoa, Arthropoda, Insecta, Diptera, Drosophilidae. Gene Ontology annotation, molecular function: protein binding. Gene Ontology annotation, biological process: chemical synaptic transmission.
AUAAAUAUAAUAAUACAAACUUCUGCAUUAAUUCUGUAUCAUAUAAAGUUUUUAUAUUAAUCUCAUAGAUAUUAAGAAAAACCUUAAGAGAUACCUUUAGAGGUAACAGAAACUUGUUUAAUUGCUGUUCCGAGUCUAAGCCUCAAGUCGCAGCACUUUCUGCAGUGGCCCCCAGGUGAGGGCAUGUUAGCAGCCAUCGCAGCAGCAGCAGCGGUCGGAGAAGCAGCAGCAACAUUAGAGCAGUAGCAGACUAAGCCCCGCUACCCCAAGGUCAUCCCAGUUCCGAACCGAUCCGUCUAUCCCAGUCAGCCAGACAUGAACUCGAACUCCUGUAGCGACAGCAGCAACGAGUCCAUGGCCAAUCAGCUCCAGAUCAACUUUGGCCAGCAGACCCAGCAGCCGGGAAAGCAGCAGCAACCCCAGGAGCGUUAUGUCUGGGAGAUGAGAACUCGCAGUCCGAAUGUCACACCAGCCAGCACCGUUCUGAACUCACCGGAUCUGAAUGCCGAGCUGCCGUAUGUUCCCAUGCAAGGGCAGUCUCCAUCCGUGGGCGGUGGUCAAGGACUACCCGGUUACGGGCUAUCUUCGGGCCGAGACUCGGGCAAUUACUACUACCAGCGGCCGCACUUGCACCAGAUCCGACUGGGAAGGAGUCCGGGCAGCCAGUUCGAGUCCCGGGAUGCCCUGCCCCAGGGACUGGCCAGUCCCGGAUCUCCAACGGAUGUGGGCAAGGCGGACGGACAAUGCCUGAGGGAUGGCGAGAUCGUGGUGUUCGAUGAUAUCGACACCAAUUGGAUGAACAAGGCUUCGAGUGGCCAGAGACCACUGGGCAGCAACGAGGAUGUCCUUAAGGUGACCAAAAUGAUUGGCCAGCUGCCCAUUGCCGAGUAUGAAGGAUCUCCACGUCGAUUUGGCGGUAAUCAACCGAACAGCACCAUCCUGGGCGGUCCUCGGAAACGUCCGCCGGGAUUUCCCCAAAGAGUUUCUCCCACAACCAGCAACACUCACACUACAGCUAAUUCGGUGUCGGCAAAGGCAUCCGUGGGCAAUCUCAUUGAUCUAAUUGAUCAUGAGGAAGAUCGAGGCUCCAGGACGGUGCGAGAGGAGAAGACCCCAACAUUCGAUUACUUGUACGAGUUCUCGGAGACGCGAAAGGUGCUGGAGGAGUUCUUCAAGGCGAAUCCAGAGGACGAAAAGCGCUUUACGGACUACACCACGGAGAGUGGCGACGAUGUGGCUAGUUCGCAACUGGAGUACCCGAGCACACCCAUGGAACAGGCGUACAUUGGGCAGCGGCUGGCGAGAAUUCCCAAGGACGAUGAGCUGUUCAUGGUGCACAGAUCGCCCACCAAAAAGCCAGCACCCAGUGACCCAAAUCCAUCGAUCCACAAUCCAUACCAGGAGCAGCACAACGACAUUGAGCUGUAUAUCGAUUCGAAUAGCCGCAGCAGCGGUGAUCUGGCUGACACGGAACUGGAGGCAAAUCUGCGACGGCACUCGCGGAACUUCACCCUGUCCCCGGAGACCACGGACUAUGAUUCGAACUGUGGUGAUCUGGAUAGUUUGUCCAACGACAUCAACUGCCCCACGGAUUAUGGCAAGUUGUACACGAGUAUGCCGGUGCUGGAGGAUGGUUUGAGCAGCGGUCACGCCUCCGAUACCGAGAACAAUGUAUCCGUGAUCUGCGACAAACAGCAUUCAGAGUCUCAAUCCCAUUCCCAAUCCCACUCCCAGCCAGUGGUGCUCGAGCACAACGGGAACGGGGAGCGAUUGGAGAACGAGUAUAAUGCAAUGAGUGCCAGCAUGGCGACUCUAACCACAGAUGCCUCUCAAUCGGCGCUGAUAAGUGAUUUCGCCUCGUUGCCCAUGCCCAUGCCCCCGGGACCGUCGCCGCUGACGCCGCCUCAAAUAGAGAUUGCGGAUCCCAGUGAGUCGGUUAUACCCUCAGAUGGCGAGAACCCGCUGGACAGUCACUACGGUGCGGUAUAUGCCGCGGCUUUGGGAGGAGACUCAGGAUCGGUUGUGGAAAAAUCAGGGUUAGGUUCUGGAACAGUGCAGCCUCAGCCGCUGCAGGAAAUCCAAGAGGCCAUGAAGGAGAUACGUUCGGCGUUGCAGCGGGCCAAGACGCAACCGGAGAAGCUCAAGUUUUGCGAUGAGGUUCUGCCGCCGGAUCCCGAUUCUCCCGUUUGGGUGCCACGUAAGGGAGCUGUCCCAGCUCCGACUGUUGCACUGACCGAGGAGGAACCGGACACGGAUCUGGAGACGGAUCGAUUGCUGGGUCAGCAGCAGCAACAGGACUUCUUUUCCGAUCAGCCUCUGGCAGCGGACAGCAAUGCGAAUGAGGACACAGAGAUCGCAGCUAGCAAUGGCCACCUAAAUAAUGGUGCCUUGGACAACAACAACCCGAAUCCGAACUCGAAUCCUAUGUGCAAUCUCAAGCCGCAUACCUAUUCUACGUCCACCAUACGCCAAGGUAUCGGCACCUCGCUGACGCCCAAUUCACCGGACAUCUGUCAAAUAGUGGGCACAUCGGCAGCAGAUAUCCGGACAUCCAUAAGUUCGCCCGAGAAGCUGCAGCAGUAUACCAAAAGUCCCACGGGUUCCAUCAAGUCGCUCAAGGAUUCGGCUAACUCGGACAAGAAGGCCAAGUCUCGGAACAAGGAGGGUUUUUUGGAACCCAAAGUUCUUAUCGAGGGCGUGCUAUUCCGAGCCAGAUAUCUUGGAUCGACGCAGCUGGUGUGCGAGGGUCAGCCAACAAAGUCGACCAGGAUGAUGCAGGCCGAGGAGGCUGUCUCCAGGAUCAAGGCUUUGGCUCCCGAGGGUGAGAGUCAGCCGAGCACUGAAGUGGACCUGUUCAUAUCAACCGAAAAGAUAAUGGUGCUGAACACAGACCUCAAAGAGAUCAUGAUGGAUCACGCUCUGCGCACCAUAUCCUAUAUAGCCGAUAUCGGUGACCUGGUGGUGCUAAUGGCGCGUCGCAGAUUCGUGCCCAAUAGUGUGACGACGGAGCCCACUGUUGUUGCCUGUCCGACUGGUGAUGCGGUGCCGGGUACUCCGGGAAUUGGAUUAGGUGAGGAGGAGUCGCUCCCAAAGGAACAGCAGCAGCAUAGCAAGCACAGUAAUCGCACGCCCAAGAUGAUCUGCCAUGUCUUCGAGAGCGAUGAGGCGCAGUUUAUCGCUCAGUCCAUUGGACAGGCCUUCCAGGUGGCCUACAUGGAGUUCCUCAAGGCAAAUGGCAUCGAGAACGAAAGCCUGGCCAAGGAGAUGGACUAUCAGGAGGUGCUCAACAGUCAGGAGAUAUUCGGUGACGAGCUGGAGAUCUUCGCCAAAAAGGAGCUGCAAAAGGAGGUGGUUGUGCCGAAGGCUAAGGGCGAAAUCCUAGGCGUUGUUAUUGUCGAGAGCGGCUGGGGCUCCAUGCUGCCAACGGUGGUGAUAGCCAAUCUAAUGUCCACUGGAGCGGCAGCUCGCUGCGGUCAGCUAAAUAUUGGCGACCAGCUAAUUGCCAUCAACGGCAUGAGCCUGGUGGGAUUGCCGCUGUCCACCUGCCAGAGCUACAUACGCAAUGCCAAGAACCAAACUGCCGUCAAGUUCACCGUUGUGCCCUGCCCGCCAGUCGUCGAAGUGAAAAUACUGCGGCCCAAGGCGCUGUUCCAACUGGGAUUUAGCGUCCAAAACGGGGUGAUCUGCAGCCUUUUGCGCGGAGGCAUCGCCGAGAGGGGCGGAGUACGGGUCGGCCACCGCAUCAUUGAGAUUAACAAUCAAAGUGUUGUGGCCGUUCCACACGAUACCAUUGUCAAACUGUUGUCAUCCUCAGUGGGCGAGAUCCUGAUGAAGACGAUGCCCACGUCCAUGUUUCGUUUGCUCACCGGCCAGGAAACGCCCAUCUAUAUAUAAAUAUUUAAAAUAUAUAUAUAUAAAUUUAUCUGCUCACACACCAAGCCGCACUUCUUCGCUGAAACGAAGCACACUGCAAUGCCGGAAAGCCACAGCAUGCCGAUCAGCAUCAAGGGUUCGAACGAAUAUAAAAUUAAUUUAAUUAUUUGGAACUGGAAACCUUGAUUUGAUCGAUUCAAUCGCUGUUUUCAAACUCUGUUAGCAAAAUGUGUAUACUUUUUUUUUAACUCAACUUGAUCUUAUUUAUCUUUCUCAGAAAUCUGUUUUCUGUAUAUCUAAAAACGGUUAAUACAUAUUGGCGAGAAGCCUUUACAUGA